Messenger RNA from Wallemia mellicola CBS 633.66, 759 nucleotides. RefSeq names its product ribosomal protein S13. The coding region runs from base 191 to 667 and encodes 158 amino acids. The record is from RefSeq and is a predicted model, not a curated record. Gene Ontology annotation, molecular function: structural constituent of ribosome; RNA binding. Gene Ontology annotation, cellular component: ribosome; cytosol; small ribosomal subunit. NCBI's taxonomy places the organism in Eukaryota, Fungi, Basidiomycota, Wallemiomycetes, Wallemiales, Wallemiaceae. The transcript has 2 exons. Gene Ontology annotation, biological process: translation.
CUUUUCUAUCAUGUGUGCUGAUGUGCGAGUCCAGUAGAGACUCACUCUAAAUUACCAACCAAGAAGCUGCUCUUGGAAGCCACUCUUGGUCGUUUUGAAUUAAGAGGCGCUUAAUCAAAAUCAAAAAUUUGUGGCCUCUCGAGAAGAUUUCUUGAGAUAAUUUCUUGCAGUCGAGCGUGCAAGAUCAAAAAUGGCCAGCCUAGUAGCCCCAGAGCCACAUAUGCAAUUCCAGCAUAUCUUGCGUCUUCUCAACACCAACGUCGAUGGUAAGAGAAAGAUCCAAUACGCGAUGACUGAAAUCAAGGGUGUUGGUCCACGUUACGCAAACGUCGUCAUCAAGAAGGCUGAUGUCGACCUCUUCAAGCGUGCUGGUGAACUUAACUCUGACGAACUCGAAAGAAUCGUCAGCAUUCUCCAAAACCCAACCCAAUUCAAGAUUCCAAACUGGUUCUUGAACAGAAGAAAGGACAUCACCGACGGUAAGAACUACCAAGUCGUCUCUAACCAAGUCGAUGCCAAGCUCCGUGACGAUCUUGAGCGUCUCAAGAAGAUUCGUGCUCACCGUGGUCUCCGUCACUUCUGGGGUAUCAGAGUCCGUGGUCAACACACCAAGACUACCGGUAGACGCGGUAAGACCGUUGGUGUCUCCAAGAAGAAGGGUGGUUAAAUUUAUGCCUUUCUGGUCAUGUCAACUUCAAAUACAUCGAAUACAUCAGUUUCGAAAAUUUUACACACAAAUUUUCUCAAAAUGUUUAAUGA